AUGGAUGAGUGGACAUAUGAUUUAGUGGAAAAAAUUAAAGAAGAAUGUUCAAAAUCAAGAUUUAUACAUGAAUGGCCAUCAUCUUGCGUAUUUUUAUGCUUUUAUCAUCGUAGAACAGGUGUUGUCAGAGUGCCAAAAUUAUUUUGGACUAAUUCUUUGAGGAAUGAAUUUGAGUAUUGGAAGAAUAAUCCAGAUAUUGUAGAAGAUCGUCUAAUGGAGCAUGCACAUGCAUUUUAUGGUUACUCAAUUAUACCAUCACAGAUCGAAUCAAUUCUAGAGAUCGGAGCUGGACCAUUUACACAAAUACAAUAUUUGAUCACUCCAUUUCGACAUAUUAAUUCGAUAACUAUUUUAGAACCAAAUGCUAUUUCUUAUAUGAAAUUGAAUAAUUGUAAAUACAAAGGUGGACAUUUAAAAGGGCAUUCAAUAGAAAUUAUAUCCGAUUCAAUUGAGAGUUUUAUGGAAAAACAACGAAAAUUAUCGACUACAAAUCAUAAAUUAUAUUCGAUUGUUGUUGCAAUAAAUGUUGUUGAACAUGUUCAAGAUGCUAUAGAAUAUUUUCAUGCAAUUUAUAAUUUAAUUGAAAUAAAUGGACUAGUUAUAUUUCAUGAAAGAUGGUUUGAUCAUCCACGAGAUGGUGAUUGUGUACUAGAAGAUGCAGAAAGAUUGCAUCCUAUAAGAAUAACAAAAUUUGUUAUUGAUAUAUUUUUAAAUCAAUUUGAAACAUUAUUUAUAAAUUAUAAUAAAACUCUUAGACAACAAAAGUCAGUGUGUAAAGAACAGGGUGUUUAUUUUAUUGGAAGAAAAACAAAAUGA
Messenger RNA from Didymodactylos carnosus, 816 nucleotides. NCBI's taxonomy places the organism in Eukaryota, Metazoa, Rotifera, Eurotatoria, Philodinida, Philodinidae. The record is from the annotation of a GenBank genome assembly.